This is a messenger RNA of Colletotrichum scovillei, 453 nucleotides long. RefSeq lists its product as uncharacterized. Lineage: Eukaryota; Fungi; Ascomycota; Sordariomycetes; Glomerellales; Glomerellaceae. The transcript has a single exon. The record is from RefSeq and is a predicted model, not a curated record. The coding region runs from base 1 to 453 and encodes 150 amino acids.
AUGGAUCCUCUUUCCACCGCUGCAAGCAUCAUCGCCUUGAUACAGGCAUCGGUGGCCGUUGGAAAAGGAGUGAAGAUACUCCUCUCUCUUCGCCAUGCUCCGGCGGACUUUUGCGAGCUCGUUGAUGAGUUGACGGCACUUCAGGGUGUUAUCGAGCAGGUCAAGAGUCCGCUUCAGGAAUUGGAGAAGGGAGAUAUUGCUCUUCCGGCGUUGGACGUCGUCCCGACGCUGGCUUUGAGACAGGAUCUAGAGAGUAUACAAGAGGAGCUGCUCGCUCUGUGUCAUCGUCUCACGGGAACAACGUCUGGCGAUGAAAUGAGCGGGCAACUUCGAGUCUCAAUGUCGAGGUGGAUCCGGGAGAGAAGUAAUGUUGCCAAGCUAAGAUGCAAGGCAAGCAAGACCAAAACAUCUCUAAUCCUUUGUUUUGGCGCUCUAACCUCCUCACAAAGGUAA